Molecule: messenger RNA, 1009 nt
Organism: Ricinus communis (castor bean)
Lineage: Eukaryota; Viridiplantae; Streptophyta; Magnoliopsida; Malpighiales; Euphorbiaceae
Product: EPIDERMAL PATTERNING FACTOR-like protein 5
Exons: 2
Coding region: 200-556 (118 amino acids)
Biological process (GO): guard cell differentiation; stomatal complex development
Source: RefSeq, a predicted model, not a curated record
UCUCAUCCCACACGCUCACACGCAAAAGCUUUUGCAAUUAUCGCCUCCUCUACCCUCUCCUCCUAAUCUUCUUACUCUCUCUAAACCCAUACCUCUUUUCUCAUUUCAGAAAUAUAUAUAUAUACUCUCUUUUGACGCACAAACACUUGUUAUUCUUGUUGCUCUUAUUGUUACCGACGUGUUGUUCUCUUUCUUGGCGAUGGCCGUUCUACGCUACCGCCACCACAGCCCCCACUUAUCAACACUCACUGCCUUCACUUUCUUGCUAUUCUUUUCUUCCUCAGCUACUACUCUUUCUCACCUCGGUAAUAGUGGGUUUCAAGAAAAAGAAGAAGGGGAAGGAAGUCGGUUAAGGACAACACUUAGUGACAGAUUUCUUAGUCAGAAAAGACUUGGAGGACCAGGUUCUUCACCACCCACGUGCAGAUCCAAGUGUGGCAGAUGUUCACCAUGUAAACCAGUUCAUGUCCCUAUUCAACCUGGUUUAAGUAUGCCAUUAGAGUAUUACCCAGAGGCUUGGAGAUGCAAGUGUGGUAAUAAGCUCUUUAUGCCUUAACAGAAUGAGGAAAAAAGAAAAGAUGGAACUGGAGAAGUGCGAACAAGAAGAGGGGAAGAAGGCAAGAAUUAAACAAGUGGAAAGAAAAGAGUUAUCUUUGUUAUGUUACUAUUUGGGUAACUAUUGGUGAAGGAAGGAGGUGGUGGUGAUGGUGUAGUGCUUUUCUGUGCUUUUACAUAUAUCAUGAUGAUGAUGAUUUUGCCACUGGACAAAGGAUCGUUGGGAAUGUAAGCUUGUAGAGGUGAGAUUACCAAGAGAGAUCUCUCUUCUUUCUCUAUCUUUGUUAAUGAUCUUUUCUUUUCUUCUUUUUCUUUUUUCUUCUUUUUUUUUUUCUGGGGAACUUGCAUUGAUCCAAGUUUAUUAUGCACGAGACAGAUUGGAAUUAAGUAAAAGCUGUAAUUAAGAUGAUGAGUUUCUUCAUAAGAACAAAAGUAGCAAUGCUUUAACCUCUCA